Messenger RNA from Maudiozyma saulgeensis, 645 nucleotides. Lineage: Eukaryota; Fungi; Ascomycota; Saccharomycetes; Saccharomycetales; Saccharomycetaceae. The record is from the annotation of a GenBank genome assembly.
AUGUCUCUCAUACAUCCCAAGACUAACACAUAUACAUUUAAAUUUGAACCCUUUUUAAAACAGGAAUAUCAAUUAACUAGAGAUCCAGACAGACCAAUAUGUCCCGAUUAUGAUCCCAAAAUGGGGAUACAAACAUGUCCUAGAGGACAAUCAUGCCCUUAUAAACAUAUUUUACAAAAUUUUAGAAAUAAGAUUGUAUGUAAACAUUGGUUACGUGGUCUUUGUAAGAAAAAUGAUCAAUGUGAAUAUUUACAUGAAUAUAAUUUAAGAAAGAUGCCAGAAUGUGUAUUUUAUAGUAAAAAUGGUUUCUGUACACAGACACCUGAAUGUCAAUAUUUACACAUUGAUCCACAGGCUAAGAUUCCAAGAUGUACUGAUUACGAUAGAGGAUUUUGUGUUGAUGGUCCUGAUUGUAAAAAAAGACAUAUUAAAAAAUCCAUUUGUCAAAGAUAUAUUACUGGGUUUUGUCCUCUUGGAUUAAGUUGUGAUUUAGAACAUCCUAAAUUUGGACCUGAAGUCUUCUUACAAGAUUCUUUAAUGCAAAGGUAUAAGAUUAGGAAAGAUCAUGAAAUUAAUACAAGAAAAUUAGAUGAAGAAAAAGAAAGAAGAUUAAAUGCAAUUAUUAAUGGUGAAAUAGAGACGUAA